AUGGGCACGAGAGGUGCAUACUGCGUCCUUGCAUGCAUCUUCAACCUGGCUCCCGCGCAACUGCCUGCCAGGGAAGGUCAGUCUGGCUACAAUGGCGUGACUGAUAUGUUGGACUCGCGGCUUAUUCAGACGUUGUUCAAAGAAGCCAACGACACGCACAACGUACAGCCUGCACCAGGAGAAAAGCCUGAUUGGCGCUUGGACGAGCAUUCCGACGAGAAUGUUGAGCACGCGCCCAGGACGGGCAGGACUCCGCUGACCUUUCUGCUGCAGAAUUCCGCCGGCGCAGGGGCGACGUCGCUGUGGAUUGAGGUGUCGGUAAUGACAGAGGCCACGGUGGGCGACUGCUUCACCCUCGAGGGUGAUGGAAAUUCGGAGACCGUCUGCUGCACAGGCUUUUCCAACGCGGGCCUCCUGACUGUCUUGAUGUCCGUGGCGGAUCCAACACAGUUCGCGUACACAUACGGCGCAGUGCUCACAUUGCUUACAAGCACGACGACGACAACCACGACGACAGACCACGCGUCUAUGCACGACGACCCCCACGUGUGCGCCUUGAGCGGCGAAUGCUACGAUAUUCGGAAGCCCUCCGAGUACAUCUUGCUCCGUGCGCCUUUCGACGAACGUGAGCCGGCCAGGCUCGAGCUCAGUGGGCACUUGGAUACCGAUGGUGUGCAGCCGUGCGGGCUGUUCGUGAAGCAAGUUGCGCUCACCGGCUCGUGGCUCAACCAUCAGGUUGUGCGGGUUCGCCCCCACACGCGCAACGUGGGCGGUGCCAACCGGGCGGCGAAGCAGGUGGUGACGAAUUUCUCCUUGCAGGUGGACAAUUCUCCCUGGAUGUCCUUCACGUUCAAUGAUUCUCAUCAGCAGGUCGCUGCCGUCGGCCAGAUCAAGGUCCACUUCGUGUGGAGGGAGCAGCUUGGUCAGCACAUUGAGGCCCAGAGCUUGGAGUUCUCCGUGGGCGGAGAGGUCAACCCAACGGUGCUCACAGUCUCGCAGGCGCCGCACCAGGCCCUGAACGUCGACAUGUGGGGCGUGGGCCGCCUGGGCUACACGAGGGUGGGUGGCGUGCUCGGCACCGACGGACACCUGACCUCGAUAGAGGAGCCCACCCUCGAGUGCAGGGCGAUUUCUUUCAAGCCCGACGACUUGCAGCAGAGAACGCAGCCUUUGGUGCCGGAGCCGGCCGAUCGCGGGUCCACCAUGAGGGGCGUGCUGCGCGGCCUCUGCGCAGAGGAGCCCUGCGCAGAGCAACCUCCAGUGCCCUUGUGGGCUCGUGUCGGCGCGUGGGGCGCACCGAUGGCGGGCGGCGAGAGCGGCUGGGAGGUCAAGGGCGGCGGUCGGCGCAACAGGAAGCAGAAGCCGUCUCUGGUGUGGACAGUCGGAGGCAAAGGCGGUGGCUCGUCCUGGGUGGGGGCGGGCCCGAGUGACACGUGGACGUGUGGGGCUUGCGGUACAGGUGCGAACUGGAGUACGCGUACGUCCUGCCGUGCCUGUGGCGCGGGUCGCCCUGGGUACAAAGGCAAGGGCAAGGUCACUUCCACGCCUGAGGUGGGGCAGUGGUCCCGCACCUCCUUCCCACCAGUGGCGGCCAGGCCUUGGCGUGCGGCCGCGGAGGCCAAGGCGCCUACGGCUCUGCAAAAGCUGGAGGAGCGCAGGAAGGUCCUGGUCCAGUGCGCCAAAGACUGGGGGGGUGAUGCGCCUCACCUCGACCAGGCGGUGGCCGACAUCGACAGGCAGAUCCAGGACGCCAAGGCGGAGCGCACGCAGGCGAAGCCUUUGUCUGGCCAGCUGCGUGAGGCGCAGGUCCAGCUGGGGCAGAUCGACAGGCAGCUUGAGCGCUUGGCAGAGACCGAGAGGAAGGCCAACCAGAUGCUGCUCGAGGUCAAGAAGGAGAGGGAUGAGGCUGCAAAGCGCAAGGAGGAGCUGGCGACCACGAUCCUGGAGCUCCAGGGGAAGAUUGCGGUGGCGGGCCCAGCGGCCCCAGCCUCAAACCUCGACGUCAUCCGAGUGCAGUUGGAGUGCAUCGCCAAGUCCGUCGGCAGCGACAUCCAGUCCCUCGGCCUCAAUUUUGCCACGCUCGAGUCCCUCCUGGAGGCCAAGGCUAAGGAAGGGGCAGCAAAGGCUGAGGCUGAUGAUACUGGUGCUGCUAAGCAGCCUGGUCAGGCUGACGACGGGGACGGAACAGAGGACGAAUCCAUGGGAGACAUCGUGGGGGCUGAGGAGUUGCCACCAGGUGUCACCGAGACCGAACGUAAGUGGAUUAACGGGCAGGAGCCAGUGCCCGACCAGGAGGAGAACCCGCACUUGUUCAAGCGGUACCAAGAGGUGCUCAUGUCGGUGCAGCUGCGCCAGAGCGGGAAGGCCCUCCCUUGGGACGACAGCCGCUGGAACCCUGAGGGGUGGGAGGCGGAGUUCGGGGGGAGCGAGAGUGAAGGGCACCGACGGGACGUAGUGCAGAUGGAUGAUGAGCGUGGCGGGCGCGCAGCAGCGGGAGCCAGCCAGAGGGCGGGAAGUGUGGCCAGGUCCACGCCCGCGGGGCCAGUGCGCGGCCCACGGCCUGCGGCAUUGGCGAGGAGCGAGCACGGUGCCUUGAGGGCGGGAAGUGUGGCCAGGUCCACGCCCGCGGGGCCGUCGCGGGGCUUCGUGCCUGCGGCGACGGCGAGGAGUCAGGGGGUAGAUUCGGGCCAGUGGCGAGGAUACGCGAGGGUCCUGCACGACAAUCGCAUGAUGAGGCUUUUGGUUGACAAGGUGAAUGACGACAAGCAGGUGGUCAUUGUGUGGACUUUCAACGGCUCGGGAUGGGGGACCAUCAGAGAGAAGCUCUUGGAGAAGAAGGUGGGGCAGCAGAAGCACAUCUACGCUUUCCAGGAGCACCGCCUGAAGGAGGACCAGUGGGCUGGAGUUACCCACAGUAUGCGUCAGAGAGGCUACCAAGUGGGUGGAGCGGUGGCCGUGCCCACGCUAGGCCCCAUGGGUGAGCCAGGAACCUCUGCAGGUGUGGGAAUCGCUGUGCCGAACAGGAUUGGCAUGGCGCAUGUGCGUGGGCAGACCAGCUGGGACUGGUCCCCCAGAGGAUCCCCAGGAAGAGCUGCAGCGGCAUGGGUUGCAGUAGGUAGAGGCGGCAUAGUGGUCGCGACGGUGUACCUGUGGACGGCCGAGCAGAUGUCGCGGCGGAACAGGGGGCUGAUGGACCACGUGCUGGGGAAGCUGCACGAGCUCAACAUGCCGUGGGUGUUGUGCGGGGACUUCCAGAAUGCCCCUGCCGUCCUGGCGAGUUUGGAUUCGAUCAAGCUCAUUGGCGCGACGCUGGUGGCCCCCUCUGCUGCGAGCGGAACUUGUCGGUCUGCGAGUGGAUGUUCCACAAUAGACUAUUUCGUAGUAUCGAGGGAGCUGGCAGGCCAAGUGAGGAAGGUGGCCAUCCACGAGUCUUGGCCUUCGGCGCCGCACAAGCCGGUGGGGAUCACGCUCGACCUGAGGCCGCAGGAGAGGAAGGAGCGGAUUCUCAUCACGCCGAAGAAGUUGGAAGGAAUCAGCAUCGGGCGCGCGCCUGAGCCACCCGUAUACGACGAGGUGGGGGUUUUCAGCGACGUGAAGGUAGCGACCAGGACCUGGGCUUCCUUCAUUGGCAAGCUGGAGCGCGAGGCUUUCGCGCUGCGGGGGCUGGAGUGGCACCCCAGGCAUGAGUGCGCAGGGCGUGCGGACCCACCGCGCUGGAAAGAGAGAGCGAUCCUCAGAGGGGGCGGCAACCACCCAGCCCCGCAAGGAGACGCUCUGUGGUGGCGGUGGCUCGCGCGCUCUUUGCAGACCCUGGCGGGGAACUACGAGAGGCUCAGGUCGUCUUCGGGUAGUGCCCGUGCGCGCCAGGAGUGGUGCAUGAUAGCUAGUGAUCUGGAGGAACGCUUCAGGAGCGUGAGCCACGAGUUCAGGUGCGAGCUGGUCGGCGAGGAGAAGGAGCGGCGGAGAGAAAGGUGUACCCUGCUGGCGAAAGGGCGCUGGCGAGGUGCUGACCAGAAAGCCAGCCUGGACGCGAUGAUCCUGGAGGCCAAGGAGAUGUCCAGGCGGGAGGACCAGGACCUGAUAAAUGAAAGAAGGAGGCAGUGGGCUGCGAAGCUGGAGGAGGCUGCGAAAGGAGCAGCGGGCGGACUCCACAGAAUCAGCAAGCCAGUGGACAUCUGGAGGCCGAGGAGAGCGAGUACACCCCAAGCUUCGGCAGACCCGUUGCGGGCAGCGGAAGCGGCCCUGGGAGAGUGGAACGCAGUCUGGAAGGUGAACGACCCGAUGCAGGAGCAGGAGCGGCGGUGGGAGACGGAGCCGCGCCAGGAGCUGCCAGAGUUCACGGAGAGCGACUUGGCCAAGUUAAAGAAAGUGGCGCGCACCUUCAAGAGAAAGACAGCACAAGGAGUGGACCGCUGGCACCCCGCCAUGCUGCUAGGGGCUUCGGACGCAGCGCACUGGACGCUCCUGCAGAUCCCGAGGGAGGUGGAGCGCACGCUCGUCUGGCCGCAGCAUGCAGCCACGGUCAUCUUCUUCCUGAUCCCGAAGAGUGUAGCGGUCGAUCGUGCCAUCGGCCUCCUCCCGACCCUGGCGAGGGUGUGGGAGAUCAUGAGGGAGCCCUACAUGAUCGAGUGGGCCAAGGCGAACCAGCGCUCUUGGGAUUGCACGGCCUUCGGCAAGGCGGCGGAGGACGCGGCUUGGGAGGUUCUCCUCGCCAACGAGGGCGACGAGGUGCAGGAUUCGGACCCGCGCACCCUAGCGACGGUGACGGCCAUCCUCGACCUGGUCAAGGCUUUCGAGAGGGUGAGCUUGCAUGUGCUGUGGGAGCGUGGCAAGGCCAUGGGUUUCAACACGGGGGUGCUGGCGGUGGUGUGCUCCUAUUUUGCCAUGGCGAGGCGAGUCAACACGGGGGAGGCCAUCUCGGAGGAGACGAGGACUGUGGCUACGAUCAUCGCGGGCAGCAAGUUCUCGGUGGGUUUCCUCAAGAUGGUCAUCCAGGACACGAUUGACGGUUUGGUAGUGGAGUACCCGCUGGUGCAAUGGAGGAUGUAUGUUGACGACCUGUGCCUCAAGCAGCGAGGGGCGCAGCAGUGGAUCGUGGAUAGUUUCCCGUCCGUUGUGGACGACAGCGUGGACGGCUUCGCGGCCUUGGGGCUCGAGUUCUCCCUGGGCGACCAGGGCAAGGGGGCGGUAAUGGCCAGCACCAGGUGGCUGAGGCAGGCUCUCAAGCAGGAUGCAGCAGAGAGAGGUUUGCCCUUGGUGCUGGCCUGCCCUUACCUCGGAGUCGACGUGGUGGCCCACGGAACGGCGGCAAAGAACAAGAGUGGCAAGAGGUUCAAGCGCAUGAGGAACAGGGUCGCCAGGCUAAAGGGGCUGAAAGGCUCAGGCAAAGGUGUGACUAGAGGGAUUGGUUUGGUGCACAAGUGCGGCCUCAAGAGGUCGGUAAUGUAUGGGUGCAAGUGCCUGGGCAUGCCAGACCACCAGCUGCAGCAGGUAAGGAGAGCGGCAGGUCAGUUGCUUCCAGGUUCGAGAGGAGCCAAGAGCCUCACCCUGCAGUUGGCGGUGCUGAAGGAGGACCCCACCGAGGAGGCCACACUUGCGCCGGUGGUCAGGUGGGCGAGGGCCGUCUGGGAGCAGGCCGUGGCAGGAGACCUGAGAGCGCUCGUUGCAGGGGGCCAGGGGCAGGCGCAACCCUGUCGUCAGCAGGCCUUCUGUCCUGAGGCGGGUGCUAGGCUCAGGGAUGCCCUCGGUGUCUGGACGGCGUUGUGGAUCAAGGAUCUGAGGGGCGAGAAGCACCAGCGGCAGGAGGACUGGAGCCAGUGGAGUGUUCCCCUGGUCGCAGAGUAUCUGCAGGAGGCAGCGCAGGCAGGCCUCCGCAGUGAACUCAGGAGGGAGGCGGUUUCCAAGGCCACAGGUGGAAGCUUGCCCCAGGAGGAGGCUCAGGAGGCGGAGUAUCUUGCUGCAGAGGUGUGUCGGCGUGCGUGGCGGAGGGCGUGCUGGAGAAGGCGAGCAGCCUUCCGUUAUCUUGACGCGCUCGACGAGGAUUGCCGCGCCCAGGUCAUCUCGCAGUACAGGCAAGAGCAGGUCGCGCUGCAGAAGGUGGUGCGGCGGCUGCUGGUGUCGAGAGGGGCGCAAUGUCCCUGGGAAGGAAGCGAAGGAGGCAUGCAGGAAGAGGAAGGCUACCUCGGUGUCAGCACCAUUGGGAGCCUGGUCGAGCUGCUGCUGGUGGCGGGCAGCCAGAUGGAGAUCGCGGAGGACAAGAUAAGCAGGAGGACGAGUGUCGGCAGCGAGGCUGUCCUCCUGAGCGAGCAGAUGAGCAACGCGUGGAGGCAGCAGCAGAAGGAGGUGGGCAUGAGUCCGCAGUGGGCCAAGGUCAAAGGGCCCGCGGGGGCGGUCAUCAUGUCACUGAGGAGAGCGAGGUGGACCUGGCCGUCGUGGACGGUCUACUGCACGAAGGACGGCGAGAUGGUGGACCUCACGGCGGUGUGCCCCACUGCCGUCGGGGCGCUCCUCAGGGCUGACCUGCGCAAGGUGCUGUGGGAGCAGUGGACGGCGCAGCAGCCAGGUAUGGAGAGCCUAGCCCCAGGCCCGAGGCUCCCGCCAGUGGUGGCGCAGCUGGCCGCGCGGGUCAGCAUCACGCCGACCGACAUCUGCAUUGGGUGUGGGCUGGCGGUCGGCACCCCGCAUCAUCGUUUCUUUCGGUGCCCCGCGCUGCUCGAGGUCAGGAGGCGAGCGCAGGCGGAGUGGCAGCACGUGGCGGAGCAGCAGGAGGACAGUUUGCUCUGGACGCGUGGGCUGGCGCGGGACCCCUCGGCGGACUGGGCCCACAGGUCGGUCGACGAGGCGGACUUCCACUGCGACGUCCUCCAGGGGACGGACGCCCUCCUGUCGGGCGACAUCGUGUGCGACGGCUCCAAGCUGGGCACCAGCUGCUGGGCGCAGGCGGGGUGGGCCGCGAUGGCCAUCGACGCGGGAGGCGCCCCCACGGUGCAGCUCUGGGGCCCCCUGCCAUGCCGUUUCAAGGAGCAGAAGACGGUCAAGAGGGCCGAGAUGUGGGCCUUCUUAAAGACCUUGGAGACGGUGCUGCCGCCGUGCAGGAUCUUCACGGACCACCAGGGCAUCCUUGACGGUAUCAGGCGGGGGCCGAGAUGGUGCUUAAGUUGGGGAAGGCCGCACGCGGACGUCUGGAGAAGGAUCUGGCACAAGAUCGCGGACGUGGGACUUGAGCCAGAGUGGGUGAUGCAUGUGAAGGCCCACAGGUCCAGAGCGGCCAUCAGCAGGCUCGAGGGCUUGGCGCAGCAAGUGGCCAGGGGCAAUGAGGCGGUGGACGCCCUGGCCAAGCGUGGGGCCGCGGAGGACUUCGGGCACGGCAGGGAGCAGACCCUGGAGAGCCUGGAUGAGAAGGUGAAGUGGGCCAUCCAGAACAUCGGCUGGUGGUACCAGGAGAUGAAAGAGGGGUGGCCCGACGUGCCGCCCAGGACGGGGCCGAGUAGAAGGAGGAAGCAGCAGAGGCCCCACGUCAGCCUCACGAGGCACGAGGUCGAGGUGUGUGGAGCUUGGCUGGUGUGCACGCGGUGCGGCAAGCGUGCAGCUUCGGCCAGGAUGAGGAAGAAGCUGUGGGCCUCCGCUUGCGCACCCCCUCCCUGGCAGGCGGUGGGCCACCAGUCCAGCGAGGAGAGGGGCUCGCUGGAGGCUAGAGUGGGAGCCGCAUGCGCACGGAGGCAGAGGGCGGCAAGGCAGGAGGCGUCCACGGCUGCAGGGCGUGGGGCUGGCGGCGCUGUGAGGGCGGCGGCGGCCUGCGCUGGCGUGGCGGUGGCGGCGGCAGCUGCAGGCGGAGGUGAUGGAGAUGACGGCAGUGCUGCGGGGAGGUCACCUCGGAGGUCGAGGUCGCCUCGGAGACGCAGGGAGGCGGCGGACGUGCCUGUCCUCGAGGGCCCGCCGUGCGCUGAGGAGGACCUCAGGAGGGCGCACGUCGUGGAGGUCGUCGGCCCCUACGUCGUCUGCCGCGUGUGCGGGGCCCACUCGGCGGUGAGGAGGGCCAACUUGGGCCGCGCCUGCCCUGGGCCCCUGCCGCCGCGAGGGGCCGACGGAGGAGCGGACUCCAGGAGGAAGAGGCGGGGCCGCAUCCUCCGCGGCUGCCACCCGCAGACGGGCAGGCCGCUCCCCGCCGAGAUGGUGCCCACGAGGUGCAGCGACCUCAGGUUCUGGGUGGGAGUCGUGCGAGGCCAGGCGUCCGUGACGCGCGGCCGCCAGGAGGUGGACUCGUUCAUCAAGCAGAACGAGCGGUGGCUGAUAGCGCCGUUCCUGACGCCGCUCGCCUCCGCCCGCUUUCUCGCCGCGCCGUGGCGCGGCGGCGACGAGCGGGCCGUGGUUUCUGUUUUGGGCGCGCUGCUGCCGAACGCGGCGAAGAAUUGCUGCCGCGAUCCCGUGGCGGUGAUGCAGACGCGAGCCAAGAAGGCGCGCGAGAUGGAGCUUGAGCUGGAGAACCUGCAGGGCGGAAUACGACCACAGCAGCCGGAUCCACCUCCCAUGCCGCCCCCGCCCAUCUUCGGCGAGGCCGCGGCGGCCAUGCACAUGUUCGCCGUGCCGGAGGUGGUCGCGCGGCAGGAGUCGAAGUUCGCGCCGCCUCCCGCGUCCUACGUGCCGAAGGAGGAGCCGCCGGCCACGGCCGGAGAGGACCGCGGGAUCGGAGGGGUCGUGGAGAUCCUCAAGGCCAAGUACGGCUGCGGCAAGGGCAUGCGCCUGAAGGUCAUCGGGAUCACCGAUGCCCUCCUGCAGUUCGAGGGCGGCAAGACGGCGCCGAGGAACCAGGAGGAGAAGGGCUGGAGGUGGGUCGUGCGCGCCGAGGAGGAUGCGAAAGCAGCAGAGGAGAAGGCCCACGAGGCCGCGAGGGCGGCGGAGGAGGCCGCGAGGAAGGCGGCCAAGGAGGCCGCCGCCAAGUCGGCCGCGGAGGACGCCAGGAGGGCCGCGGACGAAGGCACGAGGCUGCGGGAGGAGGCCCUCCAGAAGAGGACGGGCCCCGAGGAGAAGGAGGAGGUCGCGGACGCCGAGUCUUCGUCGCCUACUGGGCCCGCGGCGGAGGAGGAGGAGGAGGAGGAGGAAGAGGAGGAGGACGGCGGCAAGGGCCCCCCAGAGGGCGGGGCCGCGGCCGCCGGCGAGAAGGCCUCAGAGGGAGAAGAGAAAGAACGUGAGAAGGCGAAGGAGAACGGUAAGGAGAAGGCGAAGGAAAAGGACAAAGAACAUUCGAAGGACAAAGGGAAGGAGAAGGCGAAGGACAAGGAGAAGGAGACGGCGAAGGAGAAGGAGAAGGAGAAAGAAAAGGCGAAGGAUAAGGAGAAGGGGAAGGAAAAGGACAAGGAAAAAGAGAAGCACAAGGAGAAAGAUAAGGAGAAGGACAACACAAAGGCCAAGGCGAAAAAUAAGUCCUCGUCGCAGGACAAGAGCGACGAAAAGAAAAAGAAGGGGAAAGAGCGUGAGAAAGUGAAAGACAACGAUAAAGGAAAGAAGAGAAGUAAGGGUGCUAGCAGCAACGUCAGCAGCGACGACCACAAGCGGAAACGCAGAAAAGAGGAGAGCAGUGACGAAAAGCAUCGCAAGCGCAGAAAAGAGGACGGCAGCGACGAGAAAGCCCGGAAGAAAAGGAAAGCUGACAGCAGCGACGACAAGAAAAAGAAGAGCAGGGAUAAAGAACAGUCGAAGGAAAAGGAUCCAUCUAGAGACAAGAAGGCAGCCGAGAGGGAAAAAGCCAACGAGAAGGAGAAGGGGAAGAAGAGACGCGACGGCAGCGAGGAUUCCAGCGAGCAGCGGAGGCAAAAGGACAAGGAGAAGGAGAAGAGAAAAAGAGAAGAGGAGAAGAAGGAGAAAGCUAGGAAAGAGCGCGAGAAGGAAAAAGAAAAAGAGAAGGAGAAGAUAAAGGAAAAGGAGAGGGAGCGAGAGAAGGAGAAGGCCAGGGAGAAAGAGCGCGAGAAGGAGAAGGAGCGUGCGAAGAAGGAGGCCGCUGUCAAGGAUGCAAAGUCCUCGAAGGCGGCGAAGUCAUCAAAGGCGGCUAAAAAGAAGUCCAGCUCGAGCUCCUCCGAAGAAGAGGAGCAGGAGGCCGACGCCUCCAAUCAUCCCAGCGACGAAGAGGGCCAGCUUCUGGGCAGCCGUAGCCUCGGUACUCACAGAGGCAUGCCUGAGAGAGGCAGCCGGUAUCGUGAUUGCUUGCGGCUUUGA
This is a messenger RNA of Prorocentrum cordatum, 10209 nucleotides long. The record is from the annotation of a GenBank genome assembly. NCBI's taxonomy places the organism in Eukaryota, Dinophyceae, Prorocentrales, Prorocentraceae.